Messenger RNA from Mycotypha africana, 4251 nucleotides. RefSeq lists its product as uncharacterized. Gene Ontology annotation, molecular function: protein binding; GTPase activator activity. The record is from RefSeq and is a predicted model, not a curated record. Gene Ontology annotation, cellular component: cytoplasm. NCBI's taxonomy places the organism in Eukaryota, Fungi, Mucoromycota, Mucoromycetes, Mucorales, Mycotyphaceae. Bases 1 to 4251 code for a protein of 1416 amino acids. The transcript has 6 exons.
AUGCUAAUACAGAACAAUAUCUCAAAAAAUUUGAUAUCAUUACCCACAAAUGUUCUAACCAUUCAAGAUGUAGUAUUGGAUUCACCUACAUGGAGAGCUAAUGUUUGCCAUUUAGAAGAUCAAAUCGACCAUUUCGAUAAAUGGUUGGACGGCUUUAUUAAAGCGUUGAAGAAUUAUACUGACUCUUUAUCGAAAUACACUAUUCAAACGAGCAACUUGUCCAGGAAAACGUUUUUGAGUGGUUUUGAAGAUGGCAGCUUGAUUGAUGAUAAGGUUACAGGAAACAUAAUUACCAAAUUUGCCAAAAUAUUGGAAUCAACCGUUGCGCAUAAUACAAAGCUGACUAGCGAAUUAGAAUCUGGACUAUUGGUUCCGUUGCAAAAAUUGCAGAAAUCAGAUAUAAAGGGUUUCAAAGACGGUAGAAAACAUUAUGAGAAAUUACUGGAUAAAUACGAAGCACAAUUGAACCGUUAUUAUGCUUUAAGCAAACAGAAAGAAGCCAGCGCACUGCGUGAAGACACAUUUCAACUGUUUGAUUUGAGAAAACAAUAUGUCAAAUUCAGCAGCGAGCAUUUUAUCAAAUUGAUCACCUUUAAAGCUCAUUUAGAAGAUGUUCUGGUUACAUGUUUUACUUGUGCUUUAUCAGCUCAUUUAGAAGAUUUGGAUGCAUCUGCACUCGAUUUUGAAUCGGUUCGUCUCAAUUUGAAUGGCUGGCGACAAUGGCUGGACGAAAGUAAAAAGACUGUCGAAUAUCAGUUACAGCAAAUUUCUUUACGCUGUGAGGCAUUACAAGCCAACUAUUUGAACAAAUUACAGCCUCAUCGGUCAUUGAAGAGAUACUCGGACUCCCAACAUCAAGCGCCGGAGGAUACAGGGGAGCAACAACCUAAAAGAAAAAAAAGCAAUACUAGCAGUACACAACAAAUAAAACAAGGCUACCUCAAUAGCCGGUAUAUAUCAAAUACAGGCAGAUCAACCAGAACCACCUGGACAAGGAAGUGGUUUUUUGUUCAAGAUGGUUGGUUUGGUACAUGUAAUACAACUACCAUCAAUAAAAUUAAAGGUUGCAUUACGUUGAAUGACCUUAUACAGCUGCAAAAAAAUAACGACGAUGAUGCCAUCACGUGCCGGAUUUGCAUGGAUAUAGAUAGGAGGUAUUGUUUCGAACUCAUACAUCCCAAAUGUACAUAUUAUUUACAGACAGAAACGGAAGAAGAUAUGCAACAAUGGAUACAAACUAUAGAAGCCAAUAUUACAAACACAUCGAGACCUAUGCCUAUAUCUACGAAUAAUAAGGGAAAUAAUAUAAUGGAAGAUAUUAAUGCCUCAAAAUCACCAGAACUACACUUAUCACCAAAAGCUUUACUUAAUAAUACUACUACUCUAAUGAGCGAUAAUGCUGAUAUUAUAGCCAUGUCUUCAUCACCAUUACCUGCAAGCCCUACUGGCUCAGAACAAGACAAGGAGUAUUGCUACUCCACAUCAACGUCUUCCUUAACUUCAUAUCUAUUACGUGAACGCAAUUCUUCUGCGUCUUCAUUACCACAUUCGUCAUCAUUAAACUAUUUGCAUGAACAGCAGCAGCAAGAACAGCAAGCUUCAUCAAACAAACGCGUAUUUCAUUACAGCAGUAGUCAAAGUAGCUUACAACAAACCUUACAGCAAAACUCUACUUGGGGCUGGUUUACCACAAGUAUGAACAACGCCUUUUCGAAUUUAAACAACACUCUGGACAACAGCAACAACAACAUCAACACUAGUAAUAAUAGCCUAAAUAGUAGUACAACACAGAAUGAUGUAGUAAAUCAUUCGCAUUCUUCGUCUUCAUUAAUACAGCAGCCAAAUGAUUUGAAUGAUUUGAUUGUUUGGCCUACCAAAAUCGAAACGGUCGUACUCAAACCUAGCUUAUCCAACUAUUCUUCACGACUUGAAGCUGCUCAAAAAGAAUUAAGACGAUUAUUCUCAAACGUACCAAAAGAAGAAAUUGUUUUAGAAACGUUUACCGGUUCCUUAUACCGUCAGCGACAACAAUCGGCUGGCGACAAUAGCAACAAUAGCAGCAGUGUCAGCGGGACGACUUAUGGAUACAGUGGAGUUGGAUUCAUUACACAGAAAACAUUAUGGUUUUACAGUUGUAUCUUGAUGACUUCUGUCAAUAUGAUUGUUAUUCCGUUGGAUAAAAUCGCUUCUGUACGUUAUCUGAAUGGUUCGUUGCUGCUUAUUGAAACCCAAAACAAGGAACAUACAUUUUCUUUUAGUUUUUGGUUGGAGAAUCGAGAUUUGAUCUAUGAGAAAUUAAAGUAUAUGAUCCAACAUUACCGUCAAACAGAUGAUUUGCAGACUAUUUUUGAUCAUCUACACCAGUUGGAUAAGAAGGUGUCUUUGAAAACAGCCAAUAAAAGCCGCCUUUCUUCUAUUACGACGUCGACCAGCAUUCCAACGAGCCAUGUGACUACCACCAGCAGUGCCUUGUAUUCUAUUACACCCGUAACAGUGCAAGCACAGCCUGUUGCGCCUAUAGCUAUGCCAAAUAACUCAUCCUCAACGUCAACGAGGAAUUCUAUAGAUACCAUCGCAAGCUCAACAGCUACUAUAUCAGAUCAACAACAACAACAACAGCAACAACAACAACAGCAAGAUGAUAAUAGUUCGAUUCAUAGUGAGGCACUUACUGACAUCAUACAGCAACGUAACUCACCGGCGCAAGGUGCAUUAUUAGCUGCUAUGAAAUCGACAGCCGCGCUUGCUGGCAAUAAACCAUCACCUUCAAAUGCUUCUGCUACUACCGGAGCUACCACAGCAGACACUAGCCAUGAUCGCAGUUACGUGGCUUGUGCGUCAAAGAAGGCUAAUAUUAAAAAAGAUGCCUGGCCACAAAAUAUACCAAAACCUUCUGAGCCUGUCACUUGUUCUUGUACAGACCAUCUGGAAAAAACUGAAAUGGAUAUUGAACUUCCUAUUUCAGCUUUUCAAUUAUUCAUCAUGCUAUUUAAUAACGUAGACCCGCCAUCUGAUAAUACAGAUGACCGAAAGCUUUGGGCUGAAUUGAAUCGAUCCCGUCAGUACGGUGAACCCACUUUCUCAGAAUGGUCAUCUGUAGACAGUCCUGACGAAGAGAAUCGUGGCGAAAAGUCGCCGCCCCAGCACCAUUACCGUCGUACAAUGAACUACAUUAUGCCUGUGGCCAACCCUCUUGUAAAAGCAAAAGAAACACCUGUUGAAGAAACACAAGAGAUUAUCGAUUCAAAGCCGCAUACUUGCUAUGUAGUGGAAGUGACGACCAAAACAGCUCAAUUACCCUAUGCAGAUGCCUUUAUCCCUUGUAUUAAAUACUGCAUUACGUUUGUGGAUACGCAGUGCUGUCGAUUAAAGUGUUCAAUAGGUGUACGAUGGUUGAAGAGUAUCAUUAUGAAAGGCAUGAUCAAUCGAGCAGCUACGAAGGGAAUGCAAGAAACAGUCCAGGGUGUCCUACCGUUAAUACAAAGACGGGUGCAAGAAGUCUCUAGCCAGCAGGAACAACAGCAGCAGAAGGCCCGAUCUGAAGCACUAAAAGUAACACCGGUCAUCACUCCUGAAGAUCAACAAAAGAUGCAGUCGAAGCGCGUCGUCGCUGCUACAAAUACUGCCACUGCUUUCAAUAACACUACUCGUAUAACCAACUGGUUGCAUUUGUUGACUAUCCUUUUUGGAUUUAUUUGCUUGUUGUGUACAGCUUACAAUAUCUUCACUCAAUAUAACUAUAAAGGUCAGCGGUCCCAGCCAGCGAAUAAUGUUCCCAAGCCUCAUGUUAUAUGGCAUGGUGUAUUUUUACGUGAUCUUCUAGAUCAUGAGCUUAUUCCCAGGGAGAAAUCUCUAGAAAACAACACUAUGUUUGAUCGUUUUAAAACAACCAUUUUGGAUCAACAAGAAAGAACCACAACUUCAAAUCAUGCCAUGGGCGGUUAUUCGUGGUUUAGUAAAGACCACCAAUGGAUGUCUACUGAGCUAAACUUUGUCCAAGAUAGGCUUGGUUUGUUGCGAUAUGAGCUACUGACGUUGUUGCAUAUGCUUAAUCGAAUGGAUACUCAGGUAUUAAGUUAUUUAUAUUGGAACUGGUUAUCAGACCAACGGUUCGUCUGCAUACAACAACAACAAAAACGUGCCAAAAAAUCAGGAUGGAUUAAGAAAAGUAAUACAGAUAAUGACGAUAAUCUUAGUGAUAAGUACAAUAUUGACUGUGAAGCUGUUAUGAAAGAAAAAAUACCAUUGUAA